Messenger RNA from Fragaria vesca subsp. vesca, 1946 nucleotides. RefSeq lists its product as uncharacterized. The record is from RefSeq and is a predicted model, not a curated record. Gene Ontology annotation, cellular component: U1 snRNP; U2-type prespliceosome; precatalytic spliceosome. The coding region runs from base 149 to 1801 and encodes 550 amino acids. Gene Ontology annotation, molecular function: U1 snRNA binding; mRNA binding. NCBI's taxonomy places the organism in Eukaryota, Viridiplantae, Streptophyta, Magnoliopsida, Rosales, Rosaceae. The transcript has 5 exons. Gene Ontology annotation, biological process: mRNA splicing, via spliceosome.
GGUUCCUUUCUCUCUCUCGAUCACCCAAAACCUCAAUCUCUCUCUCACUCUCCGACUCAGACUCUCUGUCUCUCUUCGUUUGGCAGAAGCAAAUUUCACAUGCACACAAAUAUUACAGGGGUUCUCGCAAGAGAGUUCAAUAGAAAAUAUGGAUGAUCAUCUUGAAAAUGAUGAUUCCAUGUUGGCCAGAGAACGAGACCUUAAAUUUGAAGUUGAUAACGUUGAAGUCGUUCAUAGUUAUCCGGAUGAAAAAAGCUUUGAUAGAGGGCAUGAAUGUCAUGAGGAACUCAACGAACAUGAGCAAGCGAUUUCUCACUCACUAGAUGCAGACUUCAAAGAUCAAAUUCCAGAAUCUCCAGUAAAAUCUUAUCCUGUGCCUGUUGGUUUUGAUCAUGACAAUACCAUAGAAACAAAAGUUGAUUUUCAAGAGAGGACUCAGUCCACAUACGAUGGCAGUAAUCAUUACCAAGAAACUACAAACCAGGGAGCCGGAGAUUCUUACUUGGUUCGGUUUCCUCGUGCUGGAAGAGUAAGGAAUAUCAGCUCAGAGAAGUUACAGGAUGAUAUAGUUACAUCUUCCAUUCAUGGAAUAGAAAAGGAAGCUACUGAUAUACAAACAGGGCAGUCAUUAUCUUCUCCCAAAUCACACUGGUUGGAUAAUGAAUCAAACAAAGAUGACUCCCCAGAUGAGAACAGACUACGAGGAGUAACCCAGUCUGACCUUCAGUUUCAUGGUAGAUCAGCCAGCAGAUCAAUAUCUCCUAUGACUAGGAGAGAAAUGCCAAUUUCACCUGAAGGGUCUCCUCUGCCACUUCACUCUCUUCAUGACCAUGAGCAUAUAUCUUCUCAGCAAGGUUCUCCAGACCCAUCAUAUGAACCUCAAUCUCAUAGGCAGAGAAUUUCUUCACCUGAAAGGUCUGACGUGCAAGCAGGAGUUUUCUAUGAUCACUUAUCUCCUGUGAGGCAGACCUCUGCUUCUACGCAUGGCAUUCGACAAGAGCCCCCAGAAGACUGUUUUGUUGUGAAGCAUCUAUCUGCAUCCUUAAAGUCCCAUCACUCACCUCCAAAGUAUCGGAAAAGGAACAGAUUAGAGUCACAAUCACCCAUUCAGUGUAGACAUUCACCCACUCUGCAUAGAGGUUCACCCACUCGUCACAGAGUUUCACCCACUCGGCGCAGAGGUUCACCCACUCGGCACAGAGUUUCACCCACUCGGCGCAGAGGUUCACCCACUCGGCACAGAGUUUCACCCAUUCGACACAGAGGUUCACCCGCUCGACUUAGAGAUGCUCAUGCCUACCAGAGAGGUUAUCGUGAUAGAUAUCGAUCAAGGUCCCCAUAUUCAAAAUCCCAUAAUAGAUCAAGGUCCCCCCAUUCAAGAGCUCAUUAUAGGUCAAGAUCCCCUUAUUCAAGUGACCAUCAUAGAUUGACAAGCAAGCGAAGGCAGUCUCCAAGGCACAGGUCCUCUUACCCUGAACACCAUAAUUCUCAUCGCCCUUCUCCUAGAAGGACACGUUGGUCACCACCUGUUAAUAGGAAAACUGGAUUAGGGAAACCUGGUAGAAAUUUAUUUGUUGCAGGUUUCAGCUUCUUAACUUCAGAGAGAGAUUUGGAAAGGAAAUUUUCUAGGUAUGGCCGAGUGCAAGAUGUUCGUAUUGUUAGAGACAAGAGGUCCGGAGAUUCACGUGGAUUUGGGUUCUUGACCUUGGAAAGUGAUGAACAUGCUGAUGCGGCAAUCAGAGCUCUAGAUGAGACUGAGUGGAAUGGUCGGAUUAUUCUUGUGGAAAAAUCGAAAAGUUGAGGAACCUUGCAUUGAUAACCUUAUCGCAGCUAGAUAUUGGAACCUAUUUCGGUUGGUUAAUUUGUAGUUUACUGAAGUUAAUACUAAUCCCCCAGAAUCACAGUAAUCACCUAUAUAGCAUAUAUAAAGUUGGGAAGUUCAGUAU